Lottia gigantea (owl limpet) is the source of this 1362-nucleotide messenger RNA. RefSeq lists its product as hypothetical. The record is from RefSeq and is a predicted model, not a curated record. The coding region runs from base 1 to 1362 and encodes 453 amino acids. Gene Ontology annotation, molecular function: alpha-L-fucosidase activity. The transcript is spliced from 8 exons. Lineage: Eukaryota; Metazoa; Mollusca; Gastropoda; Lottiidae. Gene Ontology annotation, cellular component: lysosome. Gene Ontology annotation, biological process: fucose metabolic process; glycoside catabolic process.
AUGGACUUUCUUUGGAGUUGUCUGUGUGUGCUGGUAAUACAACAUAUUGUGGUAGGAGUCAGGUAUGAUCCAACAUGGGAAUCUAUUGACUCCAGACCUUUACCACAGUGGUAUGACGAAGCUAAACUUGGUAUAUUUAUUCACUGGGGAGUUUUUUCAGUACCAAGUCUAAAUAAUGAAUGGUUUUGGUACAGAUGGAAACAUGACAAAAAUCCAGAAAUCGUGAACUUUAUGAAAAAUAACUACAGACCAGACUUUACCUAUCCCGAUUUCGCAUCUCAGUUUACAGCUGAGUUUUAUAACCCUGCUCAGUGGGCUGAUAUAUUCCAAGCUUCCGGAGCAGAGUAUGUUGUGUUGGUGAGCAAACAUCAUGAAGGGUUCACAAAUUGGCCAUCUAACUAUUCUUUUAAUUGGAACUCGAUGGCUGUUGGUCCGAAAAGGGAUUUGGUUGGUGAUCUUGCUAAAGCUAUUAGACAGAAUACCUCUAUACAUUUUGGCUUGUAUCAUUCUUUAUUUGAAUGGUAUAAUCCCUAUUACUUACAAGACAAAGCAAAUAAUUUCUCUACACAAUAUUUUGUAAAUGGUAAAACAAUGCCAGAAUUAUACGAAUUGGUAAAUAACUAUAAACCGGAAGUCAUUUGGUCUGAUGGAGAUUGGGAAGCUUCUAGUGAUUACUGGGAUUCUAAACAGUUUAUCGCCUGGUUGUAUAAUGACAGUCCAGUAAAAGAUACAGUAGUGACUAAUGAUAGAUGGGGUAAAGAUUCCACUUGUCAUCAUGGUGGAUAUUUAACCUGUCAAGAUAGAUAUCAACCAGGUGUUUUACAGAAAAGGAAAUGGGAAAAUGCCAUGACAAUAGAUAAAAAAUCUUGGGGUUUUAGACGUAACGCUGCUCUCGAUGAAUAUUUAACAACAGAUGAACUUAUUGAUACGUUUGUUGAAACUGUCAGCUGUGGAGGAAAUAUGUUGAUGAACGUAGGACCAACUAAAGAAGGAACUAUCAGGCCCAUAUUUGAAACCAGGUUAAGGGACGUGGGGUCAUGGUUAUCGGUUAAUGGAGAAGCUAUCAGAAGUUCAAAACCAUGGAUCUCUCAAAACGACACAAGUAACUCCAAGAGUUUGUACACCAUGAAAAACAGUGACGUAUACGCCAUAGUGCUUGACUGGCCAACAACUUCAACUCUCAGUCUGGGAGCACCAAAUCCUCAACCAGACACAACAGUGUCUUUACUGGGUUAUAAUGGUGGGACCUUUACCUGGAAAUCAAGACAAGGAGGUGGAAUGGAUAUCAUGAUACCGGCUAUUCCUGCAAAUAAGAUGCCUUGUCAAUGGGCCUGGGUGUUUAAACUUUCGGGUCUUUCUUAG